AUGACCAGCGCCAACAGUGGGAACCGGAAGGGAAAGGGCAACAAGAAGAAGUUUGUUCCACUCUCAGAGUUUAACCCGACGCAGGCAGUGAGCCAUUCCGCACCUCCCUCAGCGAUACUGCCCCCAGGACUUAUGCCGGCUGUCGCUCCUGCCGUUGUCAACGGAAAUGCAGUCGCAACCACUCAAGGUGCAGCACGUGAGGAGGAAGAAUUGUGCUUCAUUUGUGCGGACGCUGUGACAUGGUACGCAGUCGGGGAGUGCAAUCACAGAGUGUGUCACCUCUGCUCAUUGCGGUUGCGCGCACUCUAUAAGCAGCGAACGUGUGCGCUUUGCAAGACGGAGCUUGCAGAAGUAGUAUAUACCAAAGAUGGCGAUACGGUUUUUCAAGAUUUUGAUCUACGAGCGAUGCCUGCUCAUGAUAAGAAGCUGAAAAUCUACUUUGAUGAACCUGAGAUUUACGAGGACGUCAUGAUUCUGUUGCGUUUUAAUUGCCCCGACCCUGGAUGUGAUGUUGCGUGUGCUGGUGGAUGGCGAGAGCUUAAGGAUCACGUCAGAAAGGCUCACGGAAUGCUGAUGUGCGAACUCUGCACCCGGCAUAAAAAGCUAUUCACACAUGAGCAUACACUCUACACACGCGCGACCCUCGAUCGACAUAACAAGUUAGGGGAUCCAGACGAUCCUUCGUUUAAAGGACAUCCACAAUGCGGCUUUUGCAAAAUUCACUUCUAUAGUCAGGACGAAUUGUAUGAACAUUGUCGCGAAAAACACGAGCAAUGCUUCCUUUGUCAGAGGAAUGGAAUCAGGAAUCAGUAUUAUCAGAACUAUGCCGAAAUGGAAGUGCAUUUCCAAAACGAUCAUUUUCCAUGCUACCACCCGGAAUGCUUGGAAAAGAAAUUUGUGGUAUUUGAUUCCGAUAUAGAUUUGAAAGCACAUGAGCUCGAGGUUCACCGUGACCAGAAAGCAAGAGCAAAAGGGCAACAAAUUGAGGUCAAUUUCACAUAUGCAUCGAGGGGUUGGGAUAGCGAUCAUGGUCGCCGAUCGAGCAGAAGGGACAAAAGAGGUGGGCGGAGUGAUGGCCGUGCGGAUGGCCGGCCAUCUGAUGGUCCAAAUCGCAGAAACGGGGGAGAAUCAAGAGGGUCAGCCGACGCAUCGGUUCCUCCUCAGCCAAUACUCCUACCACAAGCGGUACCUGCACCCGCGCCUGCACCUUCUGACGGAGUACGGCGAUUGCGACCUCCACCUGGCUUUGGAUCACAGCUAUCAGACGCAGAGCCAGCAACGCAAGGCCGGUCUCGAUCGGACUCUGCAUCCCCACCUAUCUCACCUGCCACAAUAGACCGUCAACAUCCAAGAUCUGCCCAUGUCAAGGCCCAUCCGACUCCCGCGGAAGCUGCGUCAGGCGUCUCCAAGACCAACGGCAUCUCUUCUGGAAUCGACUCUGCAUCCAACGCCGACCCCGAGCUGACCGCCAAACUUCAAACCCUCUUCAACUCGGAUGUGUCAAAACUCGGCGAGCAAGGUCAUCUCAGUGCAGACGAAUUUCUGGAGGCUUCAUGA
Molecule: messenger RNA, 1557 nt
Organism: Spizellomyces punctatus DAOM BR117
Lineage: Eukaryota; Fungi; Chytridiomycota; Chytridiomycetes; Spizellomycetales; Spizellomycetaceae
Exons: 6
Coding region: 1-1557 (518 amino acids)
Biological process (GO): protein ubiquitination; rescue of stalled cytosolic ribosome
Molecular function (GO): ribosome binding; ubiquitin protein ligase activity
Source: RefSeq, a predicted model, not a curated record